Messenger RNA from Trifolium pratense (red clover), 2318 nucleotides. RefSeq lists its product as uncharacterized. Lineage: Eukaryota; Viridiplantae; Streptophyta; Magnoliopsida; Fabales; Fabaceae. Bases 343 to 2178 code for a protein of 611 amino acids. The record is from RefSeq and is a predicted model, not a curated record. The transcript has 6 exons. Gene Ontology annotation, biological process: intracellular signal transduction.
AAUCUCAGUUACUUUAAGAAGAAUAAUAUCUGCAGUUGUGUGCGGAGAUAUUUACUUUAAAAAAAAUAAACAAGUAGCAUCAGCUUCAGCAGCUUAAAGACCACGUCCGUCUCUCUGUGUUCCGACUCCUUCCUCGUACACUCCCUCACACCUUUGUCAAUAUCCCAAUUUCCAUUCUAUCUAUAAUCACCAUUUUACCAUUUUUAGACCCAAUCAAUCAAAAUCCACCACAUUAAAUACCCCCAUUAUCAUAAUCUCAUUUCAUAUCUUUCAUCUUACACUAUUUUUAUUUCAUCUAAUCUUCAUCAUUCUCCCUCUAAUCCUCUUUCAACAUCAUAGAAAAUGGGUUCUGAGGUACUAGAACAACCACAACACAAUCCAAAACCAACAACAAACACAAACAUUAACAAACUCAAUGAAAACACAGACACAAUUUCCACCGAAAACAACGCCAACGGUAACAUAACCGUUACGAAAAAAACACUUUCACUAAUACAACCUCAUUCACUUCUCCCAAAACCAACACCCCCUAUUUCAAAUUCACACCCCCAAUCCCCAAACGCAAACGACGUCGUUCCAUUAAACUUCAAAACUUUCUUCCGUCAGCGAAGUAACGACUUAACGUCAGCAAUCACACGAACAAUUUCAUCAAUCAAAAAUUCAAUCGACGACAAAAACGAUCAAAACGACGACGUAACAGAGUUUAAACUUUCAGGUUUAAAAGUAGUUGUAACUGUUAAAAACGACGCGUCGUUAGGGAAAGUUCGAAUCACUUUGUUUUCGAAAUCGAAUUGCAGAGAUUGUUCUGCAGUUCGAAGAUUCUUCAGAGAAAGAGGAUUGAAAUUCGUUGAAAUCAACAUCGAUGUGUAUACAGAGCGUGAAAAGGAGCUGAAUCAAAGAAUCGGAAAUUCAAAUUCAACGGUUCCGAUGAUUUUGUUCAAUGAGAAACUAAUCGGAGGAUUGGUGGAAUUGAAUGCGAUGAGGAAGAAUGAUGAAUUGGAGAAGAAAUUGAUUGAGAUUGCGAAUGGAGGAUUUUCCGGCGAUGUUCCGGUGGCGCCGGAGUAUGGAUUUGAUGAGGUGGCAGAGGAGAAGGUGGUGGUGGAGGAAGAGAUUGUGAAGGUUGUGAGAGUUUUGAGACAGAGAUUACCGAUUCAAGAUCGGUUGAUGAAGAUGAAGAUUGUGAGGAAUUGUUUUGAUGGAAAUGAGUUGGUAGAGCUUCUUGUGAGAAACCAUGGUUAUGUUCAUGAUAAGGCUGUGGAGGUUGGAAAACAGUUAUGCAAGAAGCACUUCAUCCAUUCUGUUUUUGGGGAAAAUGAUUUUGAGGAGGGAAAUCACUUCUAUCGAUUCCUUGAACAUGAACCAUUUAUCUCAAAAUGUUUCAAUUUCCGGGGUGCAACAAAUGAUAGUGAACCGAAAAGUGCAGCUGCAGUUUGUGAUAGGCUUACUAAGAUUAUGUAUGCCAUUCUUGAAUCUUAUGCUUCUGAAGAUAGGAGACAUGUUGAUUAUGUGGCCAUCAGCAAAAGUGAAGAAUUUAGGAGGUAUGUAAACAUGACCCAAGAUCUGCAGCGAGUGAAUCUAUUAGAACUAUCAGAAAAUGAGACACUCGCGUUCUUCUUAAAUUUGCACAAUGCCAUGGUCAUCCAUGCUAUGAUAAGAGUAGGAUGCCAAGAAGGUGUGAUUAAUAGGAAGUCCUUCUCUGAUUUCCAGUAUUUGAUUGGAGGACAUCCUUAUUCCCUUUCCACUAUUACAAAUGGUAUCCUUAGAAGCAAUCGGAGGUCACCAUAUUCCUUAGUCAAGCCCUUUGGCACAAAAGACAGAAGGCUAGAGGUUGCAGUUGUGAAAAUGAAUCCUUUGAUUCACUUUGGACUUUGUAAUGGCACUAAGUCAAGUCCAAAGGUCCGGUUUUUUUCACCUUGUAGAGUUGCUGAAGAAUUGAGAUGUGCAGCUAGAGAGUUCUUUGAGAAUGAUGGAAUUGAAGUUGACCUAGAGAAGAGGACCCUUCAUCUCACUCCAAUUAUUAAGUGGUACAGCGCGGAUUUUGGAAAUGAGAGAAAUAUAGUAAAAUGGAUAAUGAACUAUUUGGAUGCAAAUAAAGUAGGUCUUUUGACACAUCUCUUAGCUGAUGGUGGUCCUGUUCAUAUAUCAUACAAGAAUUAUGAUUGGUCAAUAAAUUCUUGAAUCAUUACACAGAAUUUACAGAAUGUCUAUAGUACAUAUCUCAGGGUUUGUUUAUUUCUUAAUGUGUUGAAACAUUGGUGAAUAUUGUUCUGGUAUGAAGUUAUAUCAAAACAGAAAAUAUAGAUUUUACUUUUACACUA